UGGGAAUUAUGAUGUCACAUGUUACAAAAACUUGUUAGUCUGGAUAGAGAUUUAUAGAAAAUUUUGAUACAUUAAUAAUUUACAAAUUAUUUAAUUGGUAGGGCUCGUUUGGAAGAAUGGCUUACCGCAAAAAAUAAGACACCGCACACGGUCAAAAGAAAUGUACGGAGAGAAACAUUUGAUGUUGUCAGACUCAGUUCAGAACUAGAGCAAUGUGUUCAAGUGGAUGAGGAUGCCCGUUUGGAAAGAAGUGAAGUGGACGUGAAUUGCGCCCUCGAUGAAUGCCUUCACAGCUGUCUUGGUUUCAUGAACGAGAUAAAGAAUGAAAACAAAGUUGGUGAUUGGCUAGAAGAGCUACAUGAACGCUGCCCUCAAGUAAGAAGUAGAGCUUUGUUUUGGGUUUGUCGAGCUAAAGUCGCUGAGAGGGCUGGUUUUGGUCAGCAGCAUGUCCUCGCUUUGUAUGAACAAGCAAUUGAGCACAAAGCAAAGCCCACUGACAUUUUGAAAUCAGCGUUACAAGAUUUCACAAUCAGAUACUCACAAAGAAUGGACACUACACCCUGUGCAACUCCAAAACUACUUCUAGCCACACCUGGGCCAGUGUCGUCAAGCACCCUAAAAUACUGCCCCACCCCCAAGGUGGAGGAGGGUACAUCAUCUGUGGUCCGUUACUCUCUCGUUAAAUCCACGCCCAUUGUAAACCGAUUGAACAAAAGCAUGGAUGGCAGUUCUCAACGGUUUUUAGUGACGCCUGUCCGACGUUCCAUACGGCUUGAGAAGAUCGCUAGUAGAGGUCAUAGUACUAGUCGGGGGAUUAACCUAUGCAUUUCCUCCCUACAAGAUCUACCAGCGGAUAUGGAAAAUCUGGUAAUGAAGCCUAAUAGAGCUUUAGAGGAGGAAUUCAUGGGCACAAUAGAUGAAUAAGAUGAGAAUUUAUUAUUUUUAUUUUGUUUUUCAUUAUUUGAUCAAACAAUAUAUGAUAAGUGUGCCUACCUUCAAUACAAAUUUGUUCAUACAAAUCAUAUAUCUUUCAAUAUCUGAAAAUCAGACAAUUAAUGCUCUACUUCAUCAGAUAAAAUCUGACAAAAAUAUAAUUUAUACAUUCUAGUUUGAUAACCUUAUUGGUCCUUCAAUUUCAUAAAAGUGGCACCCACCAUUUACAAAAUCAACAUGAAAAAUACAGCACACACAUUAUUUUAAUCAAAUAAAGUAAUUUACUUUGGCUAUUACAAAUUUAUGCUAUAGAAUAUUUGUUAAUAUUGAAUAAAAAAAACCCAUGCUUGUUUACAUUGUUUCUAAUGUAUAAAAUUAUGGAAAAAUUUAAAAAAUAUAUUGCCAUAUACUGUAGUAACUUAAGGGGACUCUAAUCACUUAGCUAAUCAAAAAACCCUAACUUAACCCAUUAAUUAAUGGAUGCUUAAAGCCUCAUUACCGGCAGAAUUUCACUAAAAAUGCAUAUGCAUUACUUUAAUUAUUAUAAACCAUGGAAAGAUAUUGGCACAAAUUUUAGUUUUUACGCAAAAGAAUUUAAAAAAAAGAGAGAAAUACAGGCUAUUUCUCAUCGGAGAUUACCAUUUUCUCAACAAAUUCUUCGUUACUAGGCAAAUUCAGAGGUUGUAGAUCGCAUUAGCUGGAAUGCUCUCACUUUGAUGUAUACUUUUUACAGUCAAUAAACUGCGCCCUCUCUAAUGAGAUUAGUUUUUGUACCUCGCAAACUGCGGUCAAUCGAGUAGGCCUGAGAUAUGUUUGUGUAUAUGUCAAAAUCUCGGUCAAAAUCAUUUUUUAACACAUUUGAAAUAA
Anneissia japonica is the source of this 1800-nucleotide messenger RNA. RefSeq lists its product as uncharacterized. Gene Ontology annotation, cellular component: cytosol; mitotic spindle; centrosome. Lineage: Eukaryota; Metazoa; Echinodermata; Crinoidea; Comatulida; Comatulidae. The transcript is spliced from 4 exons. Bases 307 to 924 code for a protein of 205 amino acids. The record is from RefSeq and is a predicted model, not a curated record.